This is a messenger RNA of Bombus pyrosoma, 934 nucleotides long. RefSeq lists its product as uncharacterized. Lineage: Eukaryota; Metazoa; Arthropoda; Insecta; Hymenoptera; Apidae. The transcript is spliced from 2 exons. The coding region runs from base 41 to 802 and encodes 253 amino acids. The record is from RefSeq and is a predicted model, not a curated record.
GGUAAGCUCGUUCAUUACAUUGUCUUACGAUUCGCUACCAAUGGAAAGCACAGACAAAAUUACCUCCUUGCAUCGAAAACGAGGCUUCCAAAUCGGCCGAUUUACGACUCCAUCGAAACGACUCGACGAAUACGAACAAUCCAGCAAACGGAACAAGGCCUCUUUGACGGCUUACAACUCACUGCUCGACGACACGUGGAAACAGUACAGAGAAUUACAAGAUGAACUAGAAGAUUUAGGCGAGCGGGACGACGCGCGCGUUUCCGAAAUAACUAACAUAUAUUAUGACCUGGUAGUACGAUUACACAUUCUCAUGGAUGAUGCACCAGCAUCGUCGUUGAAAUCGCCAAGCUGCGAUUCGCCCAAUGUCGCCGAGCCGACAGCAAUUAAAUUACCAGAGAUUCAGCUACCUACUUUCGACGGUGCCAUCGAGAAUUGGCAUUCAUUUUAUGACUCUUUCUCGUCCACGAUAGAUCGAAGCGAUCGACUUACUCCCGUACAGAAGUUCCACUAUCUUCGAUCUUCUUUAACCGGAAAGGCCGCGCGAAGCAUCCAAUCGUUGGACGUUACGGAAAUCAAUUAUCCAAUCGCGAUUGAUCUUCUAAAAGACAAAUUUGGUUGCCACCGUCAAGUCUACAUGCGCCACUGGGACUUGAUUUUCGAUUAUUCGAAAAUAAAUAAAGAGACACCCGAAGCUAUAGACGAUUUCCUGGAGACACGGUCAAGCUACCGUCAGCCAUCAUUCGCAAAUGGCAACGCACAUUACCGGAUAAAAAGAUGCCGUCAUAUACACAUUUGGUAGAGUUCCUUAAAACACGGACGAGCGGCGACAGAACAAGCCCAACAACGACCGCGACAAAAAGGACGUCCGAGCAACACAACCGACAGCGACAACACGCGCCGCGAAGCAUCACCUUCACCACUACACAUAGGC